AUGCAUCACCCAGGGACUGUCAAAGAGGACUCUUACACUGACACGCUGGACAAGACAGUGGAUGACCCACCGACCACUCCUGAGACCAGCGCCACCAGCACACCUACGGCGGCCGGGAAGGUCGGCCGCGGCCGCGCGCGUGCUCAGGGCCCAGGAGCCAGUGCGCAGGCGCAGGCCGCGCUUCCGACGGAGGUAGAAGAAACCCUAAAGAGGAUUCAGAGCCAUAAAGGGGUGAUUGGAACGAUGGUUGUCAAUGCAGAAGGCAUCCCAAUCCGAACCACCCUGGACAACUCGAGCACAGUCCAGUACGCAGGCCUGCUGCACCAGCUGACCAUGAAGGCCAAGAGCACCGUCCGCGACAUUGACCCUCAGAACGACCUGACCUUCCUGAGGAUCAGAUCGAAGAAACACGAAAUCAUGGUCGCUCCAGAUAAGGAAUACCUCCUGAUCGUCAUCCAGAAUCCCUGUGAGUAG
Molecule: messenger RNA, 474 nt
Organism: Elephantulus edwardii (Cape elephant shrew)
Lineage: Eukaryota; Metazoa; Chordata; Mammalia; Macroscelidea; Macroscelididae
Gene: DYNLRB2
Product: dynein, light chain, roadblock-type 2
Exons: 5
Coding region: 1-474 (157 amino acids)
Biological process (GO): microtubule-based movement
Cellular component (GO): cytoplasmic dynein complex; centrosome; cytoplasm
Molecular function (GO): dynein intermediate chain binding
Source: RefSeq, a predicted model, not a curated record